AUGAAACGAAAACAAUUCGUUUUGUUUUCUCUCUUACUGACACUUUGUUUAACAGCCACCUUCUCGAAUAUGUUUAGAAUAGGCUCCGAACUUGCCUUCUUGCAUCCUCUUCCAGACCAAGCUUUGUUACUGAAUAAUGGUAUCAAGGCUGUCGAUCGAUUCCUAGUAUCGGUACUAAUUUAUGUACAAAUUCUCAUCCUUGCCGUGAUUUGUUCGGUGUUUAUGGAGACCACAAAAGCAACAGGAUUUGCCUCGAAACCAGUGUACAGGGCUUCAUACGUGGCACUCUUUGUCAUUCUGGCUCUUCUUUUUGGAAUUUUGUUGUUGAAUAAUAUUGCAAUUUUCACAUUCCAUGGUUUAAGAGGAGCACCUGUUCAAGUAUUAGACAUCAAUCAAACAAACGAUUUUCAAAAAUCGAUUUUCAUAGCUCCUUGUAUUAUAUUCUUUCUUUCAUUCUUUGCCAUUUCUGCGAUCCUUAAUGUAUAUGGAUUCAAACUGUAUCAUUCCCUGCAAAAAAGUAAGGCCAAACUCAUCAAGAUGUUCAUUAAGCAGCAUCAAGCAUUCCAAGGUAUUGUGGAACCGCUUUCUCCAAUGCCUUUACAAAGUAUGGACUCUCUCACAAACGAUUCACCUCGAAAUAGUAUUCCAAAUUGUAUAGGCAAAGGCAUGACAAUGGACGCCUCUCAAACCACUAUGGAUGACGCAAAACUUCCAACCUCUCCUUCCACUUCUGUAGAAGAUGUCAAGUUUACAGCAGAGCAAGAGAAAAUAUAUGAAUUUAAGAAGGCAGCAUUGCGAAGAGCUCUUGUCAUUCAACUGGGAUUAAGUGCAUGCUUGUUUCUCCAGUCGAUUGGUGUUCUGUUCAUUUCUAUUGCUGUCGUUUGGAAAUACCUGUUGCUGUUCUUUUACAUGUUUAUUAAUCUUGGGAUGAGCUUCUUUGUGAUUUUGCUAUUAGUGAUUUACAGUCCUCUAAGAGAAGUUCAACGGCUUGUUCCAUACAUCCAGUUGGCGGUUUACAAUGUGGACUGGCUUGCCACGACACCACAGCAAAUUCAACCUGCGUAUUCAGUCCAUCAAAAAAAUAUUUAUUCAUCAUCGUCAUUGUCAACUCAAACACCAGCGAUGCAACGAAUGAAAGCCAGAAAAUCGGGAGGUGUUUCCCAACAACGAAUUGCUCUCACUGGUAGUGAUCACGGUUCAAUUAUGAAGACGUAUUUUGGUGAGGAUGAUGCCCCUGGUAUUAAAGUCUCUCCAACAACUGUUCUCGUUGGUAGUUUGGUUUUCAUCUUCUCAGUCAUUGUUCUUCACUUCUGGGGAAGAUUCUUCAGCUAA
Messenger RNA from Naegleria fowleri, 1332 nucleotides. RefSeq lists its product as uncharacterized. The transcript is spliced from 5 exons. The record is from RefSeq and is a predicted model, not a curated record. Gene Ontology annotation, cellular component: Sec61 translocon complex. Gene Ontology annotation, biological process: intracellular protein transport. Bases 1 to 1332 code for a protein of 443 amino acids. Lineage: Eukaryota; Heterolobosea; Eutetramitea; Acrasida; Naegleriidae.